AUGAGAGUCUUCAACAGAGAGAGGAAGAAACAUCUGCACUCCUUGGUGUGUCAGGACCAUGAGCAUUUCAUCACUGUGCUGCAGCUCAUCUCCAUUGUGCUCUUGGCUGCUCUCCUCACGGCUAUCCUUGUCAAAGGCUCUGAGGUUCCUAGUUCCCAAGAGCAUGAUCAGCAAAAGCAACACAUGCACCAGAAACUGGGCCAGCUGAAGGCUAGACUAGACCACCUGUGCCGCCCCUGCCCCUGGGACUGGACGUUCUUUCAAGGAAACUGUUACUUCUUCUCCACAUUCCAAAAGAAGUGGAAGGAAUCUGUCAUUGCCUGCAAGGACAUGGGGGCCCAACUAGUGGUCAUAAAAAGUUAUGAGGAGCAGAGCUUCCUCCAGAGGACUUCUAAGAUGAAAGGCAAUACCUGGAUAGGGCUGUCAGACUCACAAGAGGAAGACCAAUGGCUGUGGGUGGAUGGCUCAUCACUGCAGUGGAGGAACUAUUGGUCUGCAGGGGAGCCCAACAAUUUGUACAAUGAAGAAGAUUGUGUGGAAUUUUCAAGUUAUGGAUGGAAUGAUAUCUCAUGUUCCUUUGAGAAGUUCUGGAUCUGUAAGAAGUCUGCAUCUCCUUGCCCUAGGUGA
Molecule: messenger RNA, 627 nt
Organism: Rattus rattus (black rat)
Lineage: Eukaryota; Metazoa; Chordata; Mammalia; Rodentia; Muridae
Product: CD209 antigen-like protein C
Exons: 6
Coding region: 1-627 (208 amino acids)
Source: RefSeq, a predicted model, not a curated record